AUGAGCCCUCUCCUCAUUGCUGCUCUUCUCUGUUCUCUCCUGGCCGUGUCCAUCUCAGCUCCGGUCCAGUUCAGCCCUCAGGAAGGCUUCUCUCAGCACAUGGAGCUCGCUAAGAGCUUCACCAAGAAGCUGCUCAGUGAAAUUCCCACAGUGCAUCACUCCUGCGUUGGCACUGAGGGUCUCAGUCUGGAACCGUCUGCUGAAGUGAAGAAUCUGGAGUAUAUAAUGGCAGCGCUGGCCAUUCCUGCGGCCCCCCGACUUGCCCCCAUCUCAGAGACACACACUCCGGCCAUGAGUUUGGGCCGAAUCUCUGAAGGCCUGCAGCUGCACCAGCAUCUCCUCCAGGAAGUGAAGAAAAAGCUGAAAUGCUCAGAAAAACUGACCCCUCUGCUGGCAGACCUCAGAGACCUGUCUGCUCAGGUGCACAAGCUGCAGCAGGAGGCCCAGUUGACCCCAUCAGAGCCACAGGCCCAGUCUUCCUCCCUCUCCUCCCGCCUGACCGGUGAUUAUGAGGUCCAGGUGGCUACUCACCUCGUCCUGCAGCAGCUCCGGAGUUUUGGGCAGGACGUUUUCCGCAGCUUGCGACACAUCUUCACACAAUCUGCACUCGGAGCCUGA
Molecule: messenger RNA, 618 nt
Organism: Pygocentrus nattereri (red-bellied piranha)
Lineage: Eukaryota; Metazoa; Chordata; Actinopteri; Characiformes; Serrasalmidae
Gene: csf3b
Product: colony stimulating factor 3 (granulocyte) b
Exons: 5
Coding region: 1-618 (205 amino acids)
Biological process (GO): immune response; neutrophil differentiation; macrophage differentiation
Cellular component (GO): extracellular region
Molecular function (GO): cytokine activity
Source: RefSeq, a predicted model, not a curated record